Messenger RNA from Adineta steineri, 1734 nucleotides. Lineage: Eukaryota; Metazoa; Rotifera; Eurotatoria; Adinetida; Adinetidae. The record is from the annotation of a GenBank genome assembly.
AUGAAUCAAUCAAAGCGACAGUUAACUAUUAAUGGAUCAAAUAAAAAAGUUCGGAUAUCAAAACAUGGCACUCAUAUUGAAGAUUUAUCUAAUGAACUUAUCAUAGAAGUGUUCGAUUAUCUUGAUGGAUGUGAUCUAUACAAAGCAUUUUCAAAACUCAAUAAACGAUUUCAAGACAUACUUUCCUGUCCAUAUAUUCGUCCUAAGAUUAAUAUUGUCAAUAGUUCAAAACGAGACAUUUUAUUUGAUUAUACAAAGAUCAUUCUCCCAAAUAAACAUCAAAUUGUCUCAAUUUGUAUACUAAAUCCAUUGGCUAUUGAUCUUUUUUCUCAAACAAUGAAAUUCGAUUUAUCCUUUCAUCGUCUCGAAUCUGUUGUUCUUUAUGGAUUAAAAGCAAGUGAUCUUGUAGCACUCCUAUUAACUUUAAUUUCAAUUCCACAACUCAGCUUAUUGAUAAUUACUCUAACCGAUAUUAAUAUAAAGGAUUUCAGCAAUGCAUAUCGACUAAUUUUUAGUUUACCAGCACUGAAAUACAAUAAACUUCACUUUAUAGGACCGACACCAUCGCUUUAUUUAACAAAUAUUAAUAUUCGACCUAGUACCAUUACUCAUUUAAAUAUCGAUCAUGCAUGUUAUCUUAAUGAUGUUGUUCAUAUGCUUUCGUAUACACCAUAUCUUCGCCGUAUUGUUUUUGGAAAAUUAAUGCAAUCAUAUCGAAAUAUUGAGAAAAUAACACUAUCUCUUCCUUAUUUGACACAUAUUUCUAUUGGAAAAUGUUAUUUACAAUUUGAUGAAUUGGACAUUUUUAUCAAAAAAAUAUCUUCUCAACUACAAAUGUUACGCAUUUCUACAUGUGACGAUGAAACUUAUCUUGAUCCUGAUCGAUGGGAACGAUUGAUUUCGAAAUACAUCCCAUAUUUACGUAAUUUUUAUUUUGAAUAUCAUCAAUUAGUAAAUGAUAAUUUCCAAACGACUUCAUAUAAUGAAUUAAUUCAUCGAUUUACUUCUGAAUUUUGGCGUGAACGUCGAUGGAUUUUCAAACUCGAAAUGAAUGUCAAUUUUUUCUUUCUAACUAAUGUCGUCUAUUCAAUUCAUCCAUACAGAGAAAACUGGGAUGAAAUUCAUAAAGAACAUUGGAAUUCAAAUAUUGCCUUAGAUGUUUUCAAUGGAACAGAAUUGUCUAUCUUCGAAUCUAGUUUCACCGAUUAUAAUGACUCACUUAUUGAUAAUCUAGCCCCGUUAUUUGAUAUUGUUCAAAUAACAAAAUUAGAUUUCACAUUUGAAGCAACAUUUGUUGGUAUGUUACUUGAUCUUCUACGAUAUUUACCAAAUCUAAAUUCAUUACGAGUUCGAUCUUUAUCAUUGACAAAACCACGGUGUUUGCAUGCUGAAGAAGAACGUAUCUCUCGGUUGAUAUCAAUUGAUAAUAAAAUAAGAAAAGUUCAUAUUCAACAGAUGACUGAUUUAGAACAAAUUCAAUUUCUAAUUAAUAUUUGUCCUCUGAUGCAAUAUUUGGAUAUCGGGUUUUCAGAUAAUAUGGAUCUGAAGUUACUUUUAAAAUUUAUUUUAAUGAAAAAUCGUGAACAGAUAUCACAUCUUCGUGUUUUGUGUUUGUGUACUCCAAGAAUCAAUCAGAAAAUGUUUGAAGAUUUACAAAAUCUUGUGAGAAUGAAAAAACAAUAUCAAAAAUAUACAAUUAAACAUAUAAAUAAUCGAAUUUAUAUACAACGAUAA